Armigeres subalbatus is the source of this 11352-nucleotide messenger RNA. RefSeq lists its product as uncharacterized. Gene Ontology annotation, cellular component: nucleus. Gene Ontology annotation, molecular function: ATP hydrolysis activity; ATP-dependent chromatin remodeler activity; ATP binding. The record is from RefSeq and is a predicted model, not a curated record. NCBI's taxonomy places the organism in Eukaryota, Metazoa, Arthropoda, Insecta, Diptera, Culicidae.
CGCCGCAGCUUCGGCGAUGUGAAGUUUUCAACACAAGUUCAGUGUGUUCUUCGCGUUCGGCUGACUGUUUUGUGUGUUUCGCCGUGCGGCGCUGAUGAACCGUCGUCAUCAGAAGUGAGGAAAGAGAAGAAGUAGGUACACAGGCAGCAGCCAGCCAGUUCAGGGCUCGGGCAAAGAAGCAGAGAAAGACUAGAAGCGCCGUUCUUUUUAAUGGCUGCCUGAAAAUUUUGACUAAAAUUGGUGUGAAAAAGUUCAUGAAUUGGUGAAGAAAUAUGUUUUGAACCGCUGAAAAGUUCUGGAAAAGUGUCAUUGUGAAUUGUGCGAUCGAAUCCAGCAAUUUUUCAACCUGAAGGUGGACCGUUUUGAGAUUUUCAUACCAACCGGGAUAGGAUGUGUUUGGCAUUGCAAUAAUUCGCUGCAUUCCUGCAAUGGAAAGUGCUAACGGCAAUCAUCCACCGACCGUCCCCGAUGGGGACAUUAAACCAGAUGGCGGUACCGGAGUUGGUCCUCCUCCUAUCACACCUGGUAUUCCUCCGAUGCACCCAUCCGGCUACCAGCAUUACGGUUAUGGAGGUCCACCGCCGCCCGCCAUGAUGGACCAUCAUGCUAAAGAUCCUUACUAUCAUCAUGCAGCGGCAUCUCGUCACUAUGAUCCGUACUCUAUGCAUGCACCUUAUCACUCGUAUCAGCAUCCUUACCACCAUCAAAGUCCCUACGGAAGUCAUUCUUACCAUCAUCAAACUCCAUCUGGGUACCCACCAGCGGGGGGCAUGAUUCCACCCGGUGGGCCACCUUCCUCCACUUACCCAGCAUAUCCGGGGCACACGUCGCAAAGCGCGAUUUCUCAUCAGAACACCCCCUCCUUGUUGGAUGGACCAUCGGGAAUAACUUCUCAAAAAUCACCCGAAAAACCAGGUCCCACCAAAAUAGAAUCCACGAAACCGAUUCGAGAUGAUAAAAAUAUGCUCAUCGGCCCUACUGCAUCCUCCACCGGACAUGAUGUCACUGAUAGCGCAUCGUCCGGAAUUCCUCCAAAACGCAAAAUAGAAAUCCUGGACAACGUAUUGAUCAAGAAGUCCAAACAGGAACUAGAAGCAGAAAAACAAGAAAAACAUCAGCAACCCACAAUCGAAGCUGCUAGCGCACCAGUGCAAUCGCCAUUACCCACAACAACAUCCACUGCAAACGAUUCCAACAAAUCGUCCUUUCAAAUAUCAAAUAUAUUAGAAGAUAAACCCAGUAAAAGUGAGUCAUCGCCAUUGCAAGAACCUCCCACGACCCCAAUCGAAGCUGCUCCAGUUGAACGACAACAACAACAACAACAACCAGAUCCUCCAUCCGAAGAAAAGCAACCAACAAGCCAGCAGCCCAUGGAAGAACCGGAUCCCCAUAUUGAAUCGGAAGAAAGCGAUCCCCUAGCGCUUCCAUCGAAAACGGAUGACCCCGACGAACCAUCCGCUCCGAAGCCUUCCUCUCCACCUCAACAGCAACAGCCAAUGGAUUUCGAUAUUUCUGAGAAGCUGAAAGAAAUGGGCGAGAUCAGUGUCAAACCGGUGUCUAAAUCGGACGCAACAAAUGCUAGUAAGGUGAAGGAUCUGGAAUGUACGGAGGAGAUUUCUUUGGAGAUCACCAAGAAGGAUGCCGCGAUGCGCAAGGUCACCAACAUGAGAAAAAACAUCAAAGAGGUGAUGGACGACAACCAGUUGGAUGCGUCGACUUUGGCCGCCCAGCGCCAAGAAUUGGAACGCUUGGCUAGGGUACAGGAGCAACAGCGAAUCAUCCGAGAAGUUCAAAGGCAGCUAGCUUUGGAACGACAAACCAAUAAGACCGAACAAAAAGUAAUGCAGUUCCUACAGGGUCACGCUUCUAUCCUCAAAACCCAACAACCGGGAACGUCAACACCAGUCAAGAUGGGUUACAUGAAGAAUCCAUUCGAAACGAGAGGACGGCCGCCGAAAGCCCGACCAAUCCAUGCUAAUUUAACACCAUCGGUCAGUAUCGCACCAGUGAAAUCGUCGGGAGCCACAUCCGCAUCAUCGUCUGGAUCUCUCUCGGGGCAGAUACCAUCAUUUCCAGCUAGAUCUUUCGACGACAUGAUGGACAGCGAUGAGGAUUUUGAUGAUGACGACGACGACGAUGAAGACAGUGAAGCUGAGUACAUACCAGCUCCCGAGAAGAAAGAAGUGGUGACAAUCGAUAGUUCUUCGGAUGAUGAUUGCAUAGUGCUGUCCGAUGACGAUGAAGAGCCAGAAGAUGAUUCAGACGACGAUCCCCACAAUAGCGGAAUGCACGUCAACGAUUCAUACAAUGUUCCGGACGACAAGGGCCGAGUGGUGAUCAACAUUGGCCAUACCGAAGGUGAAGAGGACAUUUUUCUGGCGCCGCAGAUUGCUCGGAUUAUCAAACCCCAUCAAAUCGGAGGAGUUCGGUUUCUAUUCGACAAUAUCAUAGAAUCAAUCGAGCGGUACGAUACUAGUACUGGUUUUGGGUGCAUCUUGGCACAUUCAAUGGGGCUAGGAAAGACCCUUCAGCUGGUUUGCUUCUGUGAUAUAUUUUUAAGGCAUACCAGCUCGAAAACGGUGCUUAUUAUAAUGCCGAUAAAUACGUUGCAGAAUUGGUUGAAUGAGUUCAACACGUGGCUACCGGAAGAUGGAGAAAAUAGUCCCUUGAAAAAUCAUGGAGAUGUGCGGUCCAGAAACUUCAAGAUUUUCAUUUUGAACGAUAGUCACAAAACUCUUAAAUCGAGAGCGAAGGUUGUUCUGGAGUGGGCUAAAAGUGGAGGAGUUUUGCUAAUAGGAUACGAAAUGUACAGACUAUUGAGCCAGAAAAAGAUGACCAAGAAGAAGAAGAAAAAAAAGAAUGAGCCAUCUCCAGCAGAGGAAGAGAAAGAAUCUACGGAGGAUCAGAAAAACAUGUUCGAUGAGAUACAUGAGGCGUUGGUAAAGCCGGGCCCGGACUUGGUGGUUUGUGACGAAGGUCAUCGCAUCAAGAAUUCUCACGCCGGAAUUUCGGUCGCAUUAAAGCAAAUUAAAUCCAAAAGAAGGAUUGUUCUCACGGGAUAUCCCUUACAGAACAAUCUGCUAGAGUAUUGGUGCAUGGUGGAUUUCGUUCGUCCUAACUAUCUUGGAACGAAGACAGAAUUCAGCAAUAUGUUUGAAAGGCCCAUCCAGAAUGGUCAAUGUAUUGAUUCAACCCCACAGGAUAUUAAGCUGAUGCGUUACAGAGCUCAUGUCCUGCACUCAUUGCUGUUGGGUUUUGUCCAAAGGCGAUCUCAUGCAGUACUUCAGACUUCUCUACCACAGAAAGAAGAGUUUGUUUUGCUUAUCCGGAUGACUGAAUUCCAAAGGAAGUUGUACACGGUGUUCAUGAAUGAAGUGGUGCGAACCAAAGCUGUACCAAAUCCGUUGAAAGCUUUUGCAGUUUGUUGCAAAAUUUGGAACCACCCAGAUGUGUUGUACAACUUUUUGAAACAAAGCGAGCGUGACUUGGACUUGGAAAUCGAAGAAGCGGAACCUGCUCCAGUGAUUAAAGGCGGUAAAACUGUAGUUACUCCUCCACCUGAACCCCCAGCGCCAAAACCUGCACCAGUGAAAGAGAAGAAACCGGAAAAGGAGAAAAAGAAACCCGGUAAGAAACCAGCAGCUCCAAAACCCCCGAAACCGCUAGCUUUGAAAAAAGAUGGAACUCCUCGCAAACCUAGGACUACCAAGAAGCAACAGCAGGCUCUUAAGAGUCAACAAGCUGUUGGAAAAGAUGGAAAAUUGGUUCCUGCUGCAACAGUCAGUCCAAAUACGCUAAACAAAGAUCCAAAUGCUCCUUCGGAAACGCCGCUUCAACCUCCUGCAACAACUCCGAUGGAUCCAGCAGCUGUUAAACAAGAGUACCCCGCUCAAAAUAAUUAUCCCAAUCAGCAACUUCCGGCUCCUCAGCAGCAACAACCACAGCAAGAAAUGUAUCCUGGAUAUCAAAACCAAACAUACAAUCAGCAAGCUCCUCCGCCAGCUUCUGCGCCAUAUAAUUACAAUCAACCCAACUACAAUCAAGAUCCAAACGCGUAUAACAAUUACAACAAUCAAUACAAUUCUAACGACCCUUACAAUAACAGCAACUACGGUAACAACUACUACGGUCGCAAUGAUUAUAACUACAACCAGGGCUACGGAUACGGUUAUGAUCAAAACUACCAGAAUAACUACAACAACCCUAAUAACUAUCAAAAUAACUACUGGGGUAAUAACAAUUACUACCAGCAACAACAGCAGCAACCUCCGCAGAACAAUUCAUACAACAAUGGCUAUUACGGCAACACCAACCAGUAUGGUUAUCCAGAUCAACAACAACAACAACAGCAGCAACAACCAGCAUACAACCAGUACGAGCAAAAAUGGGAUCCCAACCAAGCGCCAGCUCCCUCAAUGCCAGAUCCAAACCAAGGUGCUUAUCCGCCAAACCCUCAGGAUACUGUUGGUCCUCCUCUGCCAAUGGACCCGGCACUAACGCAACAGCAGGCCAACGCCCAGUAUGCGGAUCAACCAUCGCUGGAAGACUUGAAAGAUCCAGUCAAACCGGUCGAGGACAAAGACGAAAAGCCCACCGAAAUAGUCGACAUGGACACGAAGAUCAUCACCAAGGUGGAAGAGGAUGUGAAGCCGCCGCUGGCGGUAGAGAUAAAAGAGGAAGUAAAAACGGAAAUCAAGCAAGAACCCGAAGAAGUAAAUGGAGUAGGCGAAAUGGUGGACGAAAAACCAGUUGUCGUAAAAACAGAGGUGAAAGAAGAAAUUAAAAGUGAAGAUGGAGUAAAAAUAGAAACAUCCGAAGCAGAAGUGAAGAAGGAAGUGGAAGAAAUUAUAAAGCAGGAGAAAAAAGAUGACAGUGAUGGCGAGAAAAAAGCUGAUAAAACGAAAGAGAUCAAUGAAGAAAAGCUGAAAGAUGAACUGCUUAAAAUUGAGGAUGAGUUCAAGGGAAAGGAGUCGAAAGAUGGUGGAAAGGAUGGUAAGACGAAGGACAAGGAUAAGGACAAAGACAAAGACGAGAUUCCCUACGAAUGGGCUUUCGAGCUGAUGAAGGGAUAUGUGCCGGAUCUGUUGGAGAGUUCACCGAAGAUGGAAAUCUUCUUCUAUAUUCUGGAGGAGAGCAUCAAACUGGGCGACCGGAUGUUGGUCUUCAGCCAGAGCUUGCUAACAUUGAAUUUGAUCGAGCGGUUCCUACAGCGGAACAAAAUUCCCGGUACUGAGAACAACUGGGCUAAAAAUGCGAGCUACUACCGUUUGGACGGUUCGACGACCGCGCAGGAGCGCGAGAAGCUGAUCAACGAGUUCAACUCGAACCCGAACAUUCAUCUGUUCCUGGUGUCGACCCGCGCUGGUUCGUUGGGUAUCAACCUGGUCGGUGCAAAUCGGGUGGUAGUUUUCGACGCCAGCUGGAAUCCCUGCCACGACACGCAGGCCGUUUGUCGUGUUUACCGCUACGGGCAGAAGAAACCAUGCUUCGUCUAUCGCCUGGUGGUGGACAACUGUUUGGAAAAGAUCUACGAUCGUCAGAUCAACAAGCAAGGUAUGAGUGACCGCAUCGUGGACGAGUGCAAUCCCGAUGCGCAUCUUUCGAUGAAGGAAGUGACCAGUUUGUGCUACGAUGAUGGUGAAGAUGGAGAGAUCAAGGACUUCAGUGAAGAUAAGGAUAAGUUUAUCGAUGUGGUUAUGCAGAAUUUGUUGGAUCUAUAUUCGAAGCAGCUUACAAAAUCGCCAUUUGCUCACGAAAGUUUGUUAAUCGAUCGAAAGGAAAAGAAGUUGUCUUCGGCGGAGAAGAGACAGGCUCAGCGGGGUUAUGAGCUUGAGAAACAAGCCGCUACGAAGCCAAGUUAUUCGUACACAUCGAUGGGAACGACGUACAGGGCAAUCCGAACCCCGGAUGGGUCAAUUAUUCAUCGGCCUGUUGCUUCGGUACGACCCAUGCAGGCUGGUGAUUCCGGGAAGAAUUCUCUUGGAGGCAGCAGACCGACCAGAUGGAUACCGGCUGAAGUUUGGCAACGACAGGGAAUGACAGCUCAGGAAAUGACUCUUCCUAUUGAUGUGGUGAUUCCAACUAGCUCUGCUGACAAAUCCAAUAUUGUUCUGAAGGCUGGACAAAAGGUUAUGGUAUUGAAAUCACCCAAAGGCAUCUAUAUGCAAUUGGAAACUGGAAAAAUCAUUGCCAUAAGGACUGCUUUCAAGGUCGGUCAGGGUAAAGAUGCUAGCAAAGGAGGAGCUAGUGUAAUGGCAGGACGAAGGCCGAGUGCUGCAUCGACAGCGACAAAAGCUUCCCCUGGGGGUGCUUCAAAAGAGGAAGGAAAUUCGCUUAGCAUACCGUCCAACUCGGAUGACGAAGAUAAGUCCGAUUCCAGUAUUGUUCCUCUUGACCCUGAUGACAAGGACGGAAUGCACGUUGAUGAUUAUCCUGAGAAAGGGGAAAUCUUGGAUUGUGAGUUGAAGAGUGAUGAACUGGAAGAGGGUGAAAUAAGAGAUGGAUUGGUUGGUGGCAAGGGCGGUACUGUUUCUCUUUUGAACGUUGCUGCAUACACAAAUGUGUCGUCAGGAUCAUCUAAAGAUAAAAGCUCAAAAUUUCCGAUGAUUCAAUCGGCAUACUCACUAGCACCACAAGCCCAAGAUAGUCAUGGCAAAAAUUUCCAACAGACUGAUAGCCACUCUCAUGUUCCUAAACAAAAACGGCAGCAAACGCCACCUGCUACCGUUGCAAUAGAAAAUGAAAUAUCACCUUUGAGGGAGAAAGUCGUGUAUAAGCCAAACCUUGUAGAAAGGAAAUCUAAAGUCCCUCAAUCUUCCCUUAAAAAUUAUAGGCACAAGGCAGGCAAAGCUUCAGAAUCUGCAGCGAGUAAAACAAAUGCGACAAAGCAAAACACUCAUGCUGCACCUGCUGCAACGACGAAUCCUCAAAUGGAUCCUCAAGCAAUCAGUGAUGUUCCAUCCCCACAGAUACCGGCAUCACCGGCAGGUUCAGACCAUUCGCAGCCCUAUCCCCCAAUGGUUCCUCAGGUGCCGCCUACUCAGCAACAACUUCCUCAACAAACAGCAACCCAUCCCCAACACCAGCAUCAUUACCCACAAUCUUCCGCCUAUCCUCCUCAGCCUCAUCAGCAAUCACCGUAUGGCGUGCCAAACUCUUCUACUACAAACAGAAAGAGUCCUAUACUGCAUCAGCCGCAACACAUGCAUUCAUCUUCCUACGGAUCGCAUAAGCACCAACAACAAUCAUCACAACCAUCUACAUGGAAUCCUUAUACCAGUAAUAACUCUUCUAGCUACUACGGUCCACAACCCCAUGGUCCUCCCCCACCGCCGCCAUCGCAGUAUGAAUCGAGUCUCAACUUCUUAGAAAAAACCACCUCUGCCAUAAUCAAUAACCAAAACCAGAGUGAGUUCCAAACUUCUCUUAGCAACAUAACACGUUCGCCAACGCCCACCGACAACUUCAUGGAAUUCCAACCUAAAGUUGCUCCCGCUGGGAAGAAAUCCGCAGCCAAAAAACCACCCAAGCAACCCAAAAACGACUACAACGCUGCCAAGAAGGCAUUGAACAAACGCAACAAUCCAUCCCCUUAUCUCCCGGUGUCAUGUUCUUCGGCGUCUUCAUCUCCGUCGCCGUCGCCUGCCGUCAUGAACCACAGUCAAAACAGCAACAGCAGUUCGCUCAGCGGAACACCUACUCCAGUGCCCCAGCAGCCCCCGCAGCAACAGCCAAAUUCAGCCUCUACACCGGCACCAUAUCCGGGAUAUCCGCCGGUGUCCAGUGGAAGUGCCGCAGGCUAUUACGAUCAGUAUUCCCAGCAGCAACCGAUGCAUCAAUCACCAACAGAUGCUUCGCCAGCCCUACCAGCUGGACCCAACCUGUACGAUGGACACGGCUCUCCGAUGAAUCCACAACAGCAGCAGCCGUAUGGAGGCGCAGCAGUGCCAGCGUCAACGGUCUACAGUGGUUCAUCGUACACAUCUAGCAACAGCACAAACUCAUCUGUGAAUCGUUCAAACUACUACCAAUCGCCGCCGACAUCCGUGUCAACCGCUAAUACCGUUAUGUCCUCAUCGACGGUUCCAACUGAUUCAUCUAGUUAUUACCAUCAGCAGCAGCAAUCAACAACAGCACAACAACCUCAGCCCAGCCAGGUAAGAAGUCAUUCCCGUGGUUCCUCAUCCCACGGUUACGCGCCUCCACCGGUCCCUUCGGCACAUCAACCGAACCAGCAGCAGCAAAACUAUCAGACACCUCCCGUGGCCACAGCCAAUCCCGCUGAUGCGACUUCGAGCUACCAACAUCUACAAUCAUCUGCCAGCCCCUCCACUUUUACUCCUUAUUCUUCGUAUAACAGCACUGCUCCGAGCAGUGCACCAGCCACCACACAAGCAGUUAGCUCUAAUGGUUCCGCUUUCCAUCGUCCGGAGAGUGCUGCUCCUGUAGGCAAUGCGGCCGGUUCCGCUGCCGGCAGUUUCGAAAGUCCUCCGACUUACAUCCCCGACAACGGCGCCAAUCCCUAUCAGUAUCCCUACCAGGCGCAGGGAUACCAAACCCAAGGCUAUUACCCUCCUCCUGCGUAUCCUUACUAUCCGGCGGCGGGGGCUCCGUACUCUGCCGGAGAUCCCCAGUACCAUUCAUAUCCACCGCCGCCACCUCCCUCGAACUACAACUAUCCUCCGUAUCCUAGUCAACCUGGCGUCGGUCAGUGGCAGUAAUUGCGUGCUGGUAAAUUAAGACGAUGGUUUAAGUAGAAUCUACUGUAGAAGUAUAUUCUUGUAGGUAUUAAUAUCUGUUGAUAAUGCUCUCUGCAAUAUCGUCUGGAUGCUUCCUGUUCCUUUAAGUUAUUAUGAAUGCCAAUAUAAUAUAAAAUGUUUACUAAGUAAAACAUCAAGAAGUAAAGUAUGAUAGGUAAAAAUUGUAGAUAUGCAGCUGAAUGUGUAUGAUGCUCUCUAUUUUUGUAUACAAGUUUUCAAGCGAAUUAUUUUUUUUAAAUUUUUUUUAUAGAGACUUAUUUUUAUGCUUUCUUUAUAAAUAAACCAUACGUUCCUAUACUGAAAACAAGCAUUGAAAAUUGCUAUGAUAGAGAGAAAAAUCAACUAUAAAAUUAUUAUCGUCGAAGGCUUAAUGAUGGCAGUAGCUAUAAAUUAGCGGUUGAUAAAACAAUAUUUGUCAAUGAAUACAUUUAGACAAUUUUCUAAAUUGAACCUUAUAGUGUAAAAAUAUUUUACGAACUAGUUUUCCGUAUUUCGCAAAACAAAAGAAAAUAUUUAUGAUUUUCGGUUCGUUGAUAUUGACCUUCUAAUUUGCUAACUUGAAUUGAUAGAUUUGAAGAAUAAAAAUUAGUGGAAGUUGCGUCUUUCGCAUGAUUUUUAUCUAUGGUUUUCUUUUGUGCUCAAUUUUGUCCAGAAAAUAGUUUUUAUAUCAAUAAUCGAGUUUGAAACAUGACAAUAAUAGGAAAGGCCCUUCUCAAGCCGCAUUCUUCCUAUCAGAAUCAUGUUCUCAAUCUUUUAAAUAAUGAUCGCAAGUCCAUUUGCAAAAUUUGCUAUGUUGGUUAUUUUUGUGUUAAAUUUAGACAAAUAUUUUAUAUUUCGUGUAGAUUGCGAUCGCAAAUGCAACAUUGAUCAGGUUUGAAUUUCUGAUCCAUUCAUUGUGAUUCGUUGUUGAGCUACGAUUAUAUCAGAAAAAAUCUUCCACGUGCUUUGAAUAAAAUGGUCGACAUCUUGAAACGAAACUUUUUCUAAAACAAUAUCUGUGUUGGAAGCAUUCAAAAAUCUAUGUUUUGCUCAAUUAGAUAGGUGUCGAUUAAAGCAACAGCCCGUUCCAUAUUAUAAACAAUUUCUUCUAUAUCCGCGAGAUUGUCUCUGCAACGAAAAAUCUAUCGUAGUUUGGUUGGAAAAUUCGAUCAACUAAAAUUGGAACAUGAAUUAAUCAGUUUUUGUCUUGCAUUAUUCGUUAUCCUACGAUUCUCAUAUUUCAGUGAUAUUUUGAAAAAUAUAAAAAGAUAAUGCAUGGAAAUUUUCCUGCAUAAAACAGUGCAAUCUAUUUUUGUUGAUUUUCUGUAUGUAAAUUUUAUGUAAAGCUGUUUAUUUUUUCGAUAGAUAUUUAUAUGUAAAGAAGCCAACAUAGAUGUUGUGCUAGAUACUGGCACAAUAAAUAAACAAAUUGAUAAAAGAAUAGAUGAAGAUGAAUACGCUAUUUGUCAACCUAUAGAAACAAAAAAAAAAAUCAUUCAAGAACAAACAAAUCGGUAAUGCUUCAAAGUAGUGUUUCAAACAAACGAACUAAAAACUAUUCCUAAUCGAAUUAUAAUAAUACCGAUAAUAGCCAAACAGCAAUGAGUGUUUUAUCAAGUAGCAUCAUUUUAUCUACGAUCGUAACGUAACAUAUUGACAAAAAAACAGCCGAUGUUAAGAAACUUGCAAUACAUUAUUAUUUAUGAUCAAUCCUCCAACAAACCCAAUUUGCACGCUGCCCUGAAACGGCAUUAUCAGCAAUGCAUUUAACAGCUAUUCAAGUCGUUUGUAGAAUCUAAACCACCUAGUUAUAGUAGGAAUUGCUGAAUGUUCGCGUUACAGAUCAAACUUUUGUCAUUUUUUAUACCAGUCAAAACAGAUUUGCAACAAAAUUAGUACACGUAAAAUCAGGACAGUUCACAUUUUCAGCAUUAUUACCAUAAGCUUUCUAAGGAGAUUAACGAUUUAUAAAACAUUUGUUUGCGCUAUUGUUAAUUCCUUGUAAGCUUAUGACUUCUUCUUCAUAUCGAUAACUGUUAAUUUGCUUUUACAGAAUGAUUUGUUUGUAUGAUAAAUAGCUCUUUUGUUCAUGAAUCAUAAUCAAUUGAUCAUGCGAUCAACGUGCUGGAGAACAGUAUUACACUUCCAAAUUGUAAAAAAAUAGGUUUUGUACAAAACAGGCGAGGAUCUGGAAUCUGAGACUACCAGUACAAAUCGAUUAGAUUUGUGUAUCAAUAACUCGCAACCGCUUCGUUUGAAGGUAAUUUGUUCUGGGAACAUAUUCUGUAUAGGUUUUGUUAAAAAAUGAGUUGAAAUUUUCUUCCACUACUAUUGCGUUAUCGAUCUGGAUUCGAGUAAUUUUAUAAUUUUUAGUACAAUAGAUAUGUAUUCAAUGUUUAGCAAGCGUAUAAAUCGUGUAAUGGAUUGUUCUGCGAGAAGAAUGAAGCAUGUAAGAAGGAUAAGUCCCGUCAUGCGUAUUACGUGGGAUUUAUGCAGGACUGUGUAUGAUAAUUUUAAUCAAUGCGGUAUAAAUUAACUGAUAUUGACUAUGAAAAUACUGAAAACAAUACUAGCGUAAUGUAUGAAUCAUAAUACAAAGUAUUUGAAAAAUUAA